GUUCGAAGCAACCUGUCAGGACAGGAAGAAGACUAUUCUGGACGUGAACAUUGUCAUUCCGGAAAGUUAACUUGUUGCAGUAAUGGAUACGAAUUUGGAAAGACCAAUAAUGGAGUCAACUGCGAUUUAGCCAAUUACCACAAACUAUGUUGUACAGGGACAACUUGUGGAAGUCAAAAGAACCGUCUAUUUUCUCUUUUUACCGAGUUUCAAGAUGGCUAGCUAGUUAGCAUUAUCCAUCAGUCACUACAGGACCGCAUAGGCAGAGGCACUUAAAACUUGCUGGGAUUACAGACAACCUCCCUCUUUCAAAAUUGUGCAACGUUUGUUGUAAUGGUGCCUUUUUUUCUGUAACAAAAAGUAGUCUAGAGUCGCACCCAUAAGUUUACAGUACCGUACGCUGUUUGGGGAUACUUCUUUGAAUUUCCCUCCUUUUUUCAAUCUCAGGCGAGUGAGAAAGGGUUCGGGGUGGUUGGCUAACAGGUAUUAGCCCAAAAGUGGUUUUAGUCUUACAGUACUAGGACAGGCCUGGAAAUUGUACCUUUUUGCCUGAACCUGCAACUUUUCAUAACUCUUUUUAAUUGAAACGUCAGUUUUGCUUGUGUGUGUGUGAAAUAGGGAAAUCAAAUUACGGUUUGUUUGGGGUUUGUUUUUUCACUCCCUUUGACUGAGGAACUUGUCUAAAUCACUAUGGAUGCUAAUUCGGGGAAUUCUGCAUCUGCCGCUGCUUCAAAAAGCAAGAAGGAGAAGAAAGAAAAGAAAAACAAUGAAGAUGGCGACGGGAAAAAGAAAUUUACUCUCAAACGGCUGAUUCCCGAUGAGUUGGAGCGUUUCACCAGCAUGAGGAUGAAGAAGGACAAGGAGAAGCCUCACCCGCCCGGCCAGCGACACUCAACCACGGCUGCCAUCUACGAGGUGCCUUCCCAGGGGGCCAUGCUGCAUGACCACUCUGACGAGUACGUCCUGGAUCUCUUCGAACAGAUGCUGUUGGAUAUGAAUCUGAAUGAGGAGAAGCAGCAGCCACUGAGGGCGAAAGACAUUGGCAUCAAACGAGAGAUGGUGUCCCAGUACCUCCACACGUCUAAAGCUGGUCAGAACCAAAAGGAGAGCUCCAAGUCUGCCAUGAUGUACAUCCAAGAGUUGAGGAUGGAGCCCAGAGAUGUGCAGCUCCUGGGCUGUCUGGAGUCUCUACGGGUCUCCCUCAACAACAACCCUGUCAGCUGGGUGCAGAACUUUGGAGGCGAGGGGCUGGCUCUGCUGCUCAACAUUAUGAGAAAAAUCCAGGAUGAAAAAGACGAGAAUAUGGGGGUGAAGUGUCAACACGAGAUUGUGCGCUGUCUCAAAGCCUUCAUGAACAACAAGUAUGGUCUGAAGGCCAUGCUGACGUCUGUGGAGGGCAUCCCUCUCCUGGUCAGAGCCGUCAACCCCAGAGUGCCUCACAUGAUGGUGGACGUGGUCAAACUGCUCUCGGCCAUCUGCAUCCUGGAACAACCGGACAACCUUCAUGAGCGUGUUUUGGAGGCCAUCACAGAGGAGGCAGAGAAGCAGGAUAUUGAGAGGUUUCAGCCUCUCCUGUCUGGUAUGAACAAGCCCAACAUCGCCCUGAAGAACGGCUGUAUGCAGCUCAUCAAUGCCUUGAUCAGUCGAGGAGAGGAGCUGGACUACAGGAUCCACAUCCGCUCAGAACUCCUGAGGCUGGGCCUCCGAGAGCGUCUGACGGAGGUUCGGACCAUUGAGAACGAGGAGCUGAGGGUUCAGCUCAGUGUGUUUGAUGAUCAGGCCGAGGACGACUCUGACGAACUCCAGGCCCGCCUCAACGACAUACGCAUCGAGAUGGAUGAUGUGACUGAGGUGUUUCAGAUCCUGAUGAACACAGUCAAAGACUCCAAGGCAGAAGCAUAUUUCCUGUCUGUGAUGCAGCAUCUGCUGCUGGUCCGCAACGACUAUAUGGUCAGGCCUCAGUACUACAGGCUGAUUGAUGAGUGUAUUGCUCAGAUCGUGUUGCAGAGGAACGGAGCCGACCCUGACUUCAAGUGCCGUAAUCUCACUCUGGACAUUGAGGGGUUAAUUGAUAACAUGGUGGACAAGACUAAAGUGCAGACCAGUGAAGCCAAGGCCGAAGAGAUGGAAAAAAAGCUGGAUGCAGAGCUGACUGCACGCCAUGAGCUGCAGGUGGAGCUGAGGAAGAUGGAGACAGAUUAUGAGCACCGAGUCCAGGAGAUUGCAGCUGAGAAAGACGUUCUGGGCUCUGAGAAACAGGAGAAAGAGCGAGAGAACGAGGCGCUACUUGGACAGAUUAACACACUCCAACAAAGGAUAGAGAAGCUCGAUAAGGAUCUGGAGGAGGCUAAAACCAAAGUGGUCACUGUCCAUGUUCCAGCCCCUGCCCCCCCUAUCCCAGUCCAAGCUGGUCUCCCUCCUCCCCCUCCACCCCUCCCAGGGCAACCCUGUAUGCCCAUGCCCCCUCCCGCUCCACCCCUUCCUGGUAUGCCUGGUCCACCACCACCUCCCCCUUUACCAGGAAUGCCUGCACCCCCUCCACCCCCUCCUCUACCGGGCAUGCCUGGUCCACCGCCACCUCCCCCCUUACCAGGAAUGCCUGGUCCCCCUCCACCCCCUCCUCUACCAGGUAUGCCUGGUCCCCCUCCACCCCCUCCUCUACCAGGCAUGUCCUGUAUGCCUCCUCCCCCUCCACCCUUUCCUGGUGGUCCUGGUAUUCCGCCUCCUCCACCCGGCAUGGGCAUGCCCCCACCACCUCCUGGUAUGGGUGGCUGGGGUGCCCCUGUGCCUCCCCCGCUGCCCUUUGGCCUGGUGCCCAAGAAGGAUUAUAAACCUGAGGUGCAGCUGAAGAGGGCCAACUGGAGUAAGAUAGGAUAUGAAGAUCUGUCUGAGAACAGCUUCUGGACCAAGGCUAAAGAGGAUCGCUACGAGAACAACGAACUCUUUGCCAAACUCACUCUGGCCUUCUCCGCCCAGAGCAAAACUAAAGCUAAGAAGGACCAGGAGGGAGUGGAAGAGAAGAAAACUACCCAGAAGAAGAAGGUAAAGGAGCUGAAAGUGUUGGACUCCAAAUCCUCUCAGAACCUCUCCAUCUUCCUGGGAUCGUUUCGUAUGCCCUAUGAAGAGAUCAAAAAUGUCAUUUUGGAGGUCAAUGAGAAAAUGCUCUCUGAGUCCAUGGUGCAGAAUCUGAUCAAGCAGUUGCCGGAGCAGGAGCAGCUGAAUAUCCUGGGGGACUUAAAGGAUGAGUAUGAAGACCUGGCCGAGGCAGAACAGUUUGGAGUGGUGAUGUCCACAGUGAAGCGGUUGAAGCCCCGGCUGACGGCCAUCUUGUUCAGGCUACAGUUUGACGAGCAGCUGAACAACCUGAAGCCAGACGUGGUGUCUGUGACAGCGGCCUGCGAGGAGCUUAGGAAGAGCAGCAACUUCUCCAAGCUCCUGGAGAUCAUCUUGCUGAUGGGCAACUACAUGAACGCUGGCUCCCGCAAUGCCAAGGCCUAUGGCUUCAGCAUCAGCUACCUCUGCAAGCUGCGGGACACCAAGACAGCUGACCUGAAGCAGACGCUGCUGCAUUUCCUGGCUGACGUGUGUCAGGAGCAGUACCCCGAAGUCAUGAGCUUCCCUGACGAGCUGGUCCACGUGGAGAAGGCCAGCCGAGUGUCGGCCGAGACCCUUCAGAAGAACCUGGAUCAGAUGGGCCGUGCGCUGAAUAAUCUGGAGAAAGACCUGGAGUCUUUCCCCCCUCCGCAGAGUGACAAGGAUCUGUUUGUGGACAAGAUGACCAGCUUUGUGUCUAGUGCCAGAGAGCAGUAUGAAAAGCUGGAUAUGAUGCAUAAGAACAUGGAGAUGCAGUACACUGAUCUGGGGGACUAUUUUGUGUUCGACCCUCGCAAGAUUUCUGUUGAGGAGUUCUUUGGAGAUCUCAACAACUUCAAGAACAUGUUCCAACAAGCGGUGAAGGAGAAUGCGAAGAGGAAGGAAGCGGAGGAGAAGAUGAAGAGAGCCAAGCUGGCCAGAGAGAAGGCAGAGAAGGAAAAGGAGGAAAAACAGAAAAGAAGCCAACAACUGGACCUCAAUGCAGAGGGUGAUGAGACUGGUAUCAUGGACGGCCUGAUGGAGGCGCUGCAGUCUGGUGCUGCCUUCAGGAGGAAGAGGGGGCCCCGACAAGCUGCCAACCGGAGAGCUGGUCAUGCAGUGACAAACAUCCUGGCCAAAGAGUUGAUGCAGGAGGACCCCCAGCCCUCCAGCAAAUUUGCCAAUAAGAAGGCCAGGAUGGAGCCAAAGGAGGAGCCCCGUCCAGAUGAGGCCGGGUCACUAGAAGAUCUUCUGGAGGACAGCCUAUCACCGUCCAGUUAAACCAGAGGGUCAGAGGUCGCCCAUUGACCACUGAUUUAGGAUCAUAUUCUAUCAUAUCCUGCUCAUAAUCCUAACCUUAACCAUGUGGACUGGGACGCUCAUCUAGACACCACUGUAUUCCACCAUCAGUUGAAGGAACAUCUGUAUUCUCCCCAUUUCCUUUGUGGGACCACAGCAUUGAACAGACUCAGCCUGAGGACCAGUGGGUAAGGAGAGGCUCUCACCCUGACCGGUCUCCCAGGGCAUACGACGCCGGCUCGCUCUUGGAUGCUUCCCCACUGACGGGAGGACUCUUGCGCUUCCAUAUUAGUUUUCAAGAAUCUGCAUGAACAUGUUCACUGCUCCCUCUCUGUCAGUGUCACACACUCUGCCACUCUGUCAGUCAAUCAACUCCUCCUGUCCGUCUGAUUUCUUCUUGCUCUUACUCUGAAUAGCAUCGUGAGACAAUCCCCAUACUAUUUCUCAGGAGUGUUCCAGCAUUUUUCAGGAGGGAUAGGAAUUCUGUCUGGAUGUUGUGGAUAUCCUAACGACAGUAUGUUGAAGUGCUGGAUGUUUUUCUUUUUUUUAACCCAUUGAAAAAAAAAAAAAA
Esox lucius (northern pike) is the source of this 4942-nucleotide messenger RNA. RefSeq names its product protein diaphanous homolog 1. The transcript is spliced from 25 exons. Lineage: Eukaryota; Metazoa; Chordata; Actinopteri; Esociformes; Esocidae. Gene Ontology annotation, biological process: actin filament polymerization; actin cytoskeleton organization. Gene Ontology annotation, cellular component: cytoplasm; actin filament. Gene Ontology annotation, molecular function: small GTPase binding; actin binding; microtubule binding. The coding region runs from base 691 to 4353 and encodes 1220 amino acids. The record is from RefSeq and is a predicted model, not a curated record.